AUGGGUAUCGGUGCCUUUCCUUCUUCGCAUCCUAGUCCGCCAAUUUGGUCCAUCUGUGUGGUGAUUACACUUGAAGUUACCGUCAUCGAUGAAGCUUAUUGCUUCCGUUUGCUACGCUACCGUGACCUCAAUCCCAUCCAUCUCCUCCGGUGGCUCUCUAUUCAACCACAUAGGCUGGUCGCCCUGCGACGUGCGAAGGCGUUCACAAGUCUGGCCCACCUCCGCGCCGAACCAGCCCUCCAUCUGUCAUGGAUCGCACCAAGGAAUAUUCUAUCUGAUCUGAUAUUCAGCGAUGAAUUUACACGGACCCACCCUAGUCGUGCUUGGCGACUAUCGUGCGACAGGUGUGCCUUGUUCUCCUUGGGGGAUGAGAAGUUUGAGGGAGAGACCCGGGAUUGGUUCGUGCCGAUGCUGCAUUACACGUGCGAGCACGUCAAGAAUCGACUUUUACCUCAUCCAUCUCUUCGCCGUUUCUAG
Molecule: messenger RNA, 477 nt
Organism: Sparassis crispa
Lineage: Eukaryota; Fungi; Basidiomycota; Agaricomycetes; Polyporales; Sparassidaceae
Exons: 5
Coding region: 1-477 (158 amino acids)
Source: RefSeq, a predicted model, not a curated record